AUGGCAAAACGGAGGCCCGGCGGCUACAAGGAGGGGCGAGACCGCCGCACCGCCACGAUGAGUCAGCAGACGCCUUCGUACCGAGUUAUCAGUAUUGCGGUUCAAUUCUCCUCUACAAUUCUACUUUCUGAUCUGAAGGAAGGGUCACUAGUAGGAUUUCCGAGUUAUUCUCAAAGGAACCUGACAAUGCCAAAAGACCAAGACGAUUCUUUAGGUGGAUGGACCCGUCCACCGCACGACUUCUCGCUGUUUGGAGAGUUGUAUUCCGAAUAUACUGCUGAGCCGGACUCAAAUGGAGUGAGUGAUACUGAGAGCAAGAGGCAUGCAAUGCUGCCGUAUACGGAGGCUGCAAAUCGAACAGCUACCCGAAACUACAAAGGUCCCGCGUUAGUAUAUAGCUCUAGAGUCGCCUGCAUGCCGCCGACAAUUGUCGCCGAGAUCUCGACUGAGCUCGAGGAAGCCACCGGUAACAUACACGGGUACAUGAUAGGCCGAGGGCAAAUUUCCAGCACCUUGAGUAGAGCUGAUCUGGCAACCAGUAUCCCAUGCUAUGGAGGUCAAUGCCUAGCCGAGAUUCCUUUUAACUAUGCCCUUCCAACGCUUGGGAAAAAGCAAAGCUUGGCCAGUUCAUAUUGCACGCCGCAAGAAACCGACGUGUCCGUUUGGACCUCUUCGUGGAAGGUUGGUAUGCGAGAUUGGAUAACAACCGCUAGUGUAUUUCUCGUAUUCAGUUCAAACAUGCACAGUGAGCAAUGGGAGUUAUCGAAUUCAAGCUCGCUUACCCUACCAUUACUCGCUAUUGAGGAAGAAUAG
Messenger RNA from Xylaria bambusicola, 813 nucleotides. RefSeq lists its product as uncharacterized. The record is from RefSeq and is a predicted model, not a curated record. The transcript has a single exon. NCBI's taxonomy places the organism in Eukaryota, Fungi, Ascomycota, Sordariomycetes, Xylariales, Xylariaceae. The coding region runs from base 1 to 813 and encodes 270 amino acids.